AUGACAUCCACCGCGAAUGAUGAGGCUGCGACUCUGUGGGUGCAGCACGCUGUGGAGUGUCUUCACAAGAACGACACUGGCUGCGAUGACGGUGGCGAGGUACGGUAUGCCGACCUUCUGGACUUUAUGCAGAGUGCCCCGCCGCCUCCCAACUCUUUGCACGCCAUGUGGGAGCAAUGUGUCUGGAGACUGCAGGAUGAGCCGGAAGCUUUGUACUUGCUGCGCUGUUUGGCCAACAGCUCACGUGGUGGUGUCUACAGUGACGCAUCCUUCCUACUUGACGCACGCGCAUCUCUGCCCUUCCCAUGCGUGUCACAAGAAGAUGCUGGUGGGGCUGAAGCGGGGAACGGACUUCAACGGCUCGUUGCACGCAUUGUCGCGCUUCGACUUGUACCGAGCACCACAGAUAUCAUUCAGCUGGGUUGGAGUGUGUCUUUGGCAGGGCCGGAAACAACUCCUGCCGCAUCUUCUUCACUGAGACCGAUGUAUUGCACCCGUACACAUGUUGUCAUACAGCUUGCAUCUGGAAGGCACCUUUCUGCGUGGGCGUACGGUGGCGUUGGAUUACGGCUCCGUGUUGGGACCGUUUUCUGCGCUCUAUUGUACCCGAGUCGCACGGAGAAUCAGGAAAUGGCCUAUGUUAUUCACAAUGUCUCCGAAAUCACUGCUGCAGAUGACAGCGUGGGGUCAUUGGCGUGGUCACGCAGCAUCCGAAGAGACAAUUUUGCUUCGUACCCUUCAAUGCCUGGACAAUUUUCUUUUGAACAACUUGUCGAGUCGUUUUCGCCAGAGAUGGCGGGACAGAAAUUGUGCAAGUCACUGCUCUUACUUGUGGUGGUGCACACAAUGUAUCGAGCUGUAAGGUGCCGCGCGCGGCGGCCUCUUCAUGCUUUGCUUUUGGGAGCCCCAAGGUCCGGCAAGUCCGCCUUGUUACGUGCGUUUUUGCACCUUCUUGGCCCACACGCCACAUUGGUCGGGGCACACGUUGUCCACGGACAGCAACGUUCUGCGGCCAUAUCUCAGGCCAUCACCGCGACGUACCCGCAUGUGCGUCAGCAGCUUCUCUUGGGUGGUGCGGUGUCGACAUUUGACGCCCUUGUCGUUGAUGAGGUUUCCAGCCGCGGUUGUGCGAAUCUUGUGGAGGGAUUUAUAACGGGUGUGUGCCCCAUCUUCAGUGGUGGCGGUGGCGGCGGAGUGUCGGCGACGAUGAUUCGCAGUCAUGUGAUACCCACUCAUGUACAGGUCACGGCUGCCGCAAACGACGACCUUCUUGCAGCCGCCGCCCUUAUCCCAAAAUUCUCCGUGGUGGCACGCACCACUGCUCAACUCUCCCUCCACAAUGCCGCUUCUAUUGGUGAGGGGGUUAUUGCCGCCUCUGUCGCAAGCUCGCAGUCAUUGUCCAGAACUCCUUCCCGCUCCGCAUCGCUCUGUGAGUCAAGUCCGGGACGAUUGGACUCCGGUGUUUUUUGUGCUGGCCCACUUUGCGAGGAACUUCUGCGUGCUGCUGUGGAGGAGGCGCCACCAGCGUCCGUUUUGGAAAGGAUGAUUCCUGCUGAGGCCUUUACAAGUUUUUAUCUGAGUCGCCUGCGUGAGCACUGGCAUGGUACCAAAGCCCUUGGUACGACGACCGUCACAAACAGCACUCCACCGCUGGCGUUGGUGCUGUCGGUAUUGUGGGAGUUAAACUUGGCACGGCUGGUCCUUGAGCACGGAUGCUGUCACGGCGAGAGGGCCACUGGUUGGAGCGAGUUGCUUGCGGAGGAGGUUUGGCAAUGCUACACGCACCAUCUGUGGGCUUUGGACACGGCCGCUGUGGCCACUGCAAGAGAGCGCAUUAAAAAACAAGCCAUUCCUUGCGGUGCCGAUUUUUCUGCCGUAAGGAGUGGUAAAAAGAGGAAGAUCAGUAAGAAGGCCGCGUGCGUGGCGCUGCUGCGGAUGAUGGCGCACGAGCAGCGUGAAAGCGGCGCUGAUUCGGUGUCUGAGGCGAGCACCAGGGCCUUUUUCCAACAGCUUGGCGGAGAGGCGAUGACUGGUCAGUCUUUUUCUGACGUGAUACAGCAGCUUCUAGACGCUGCAAUGAUUAUACAGAGGUUGAGCGCCUACGCUGUUGUUGCUGAGGCGUGA
This is a messenger RNA of Trypanosoma cruzi, 2124 nucleotides long. RefSeq lists its product as uncharacterized. The record is from RefSeq and is a predicted model, not a curated record. NCBI's taxonomy places the organism in Eukaryota, Euglenozoa, Kinetoplastea, Trypanosomatida, Trypanosomatidae. The transcript has a single exon. Bases 1 to 2124 code for a protein of 707 amino acids.